UCACCGCAAACUGACCAACGGUCUGUAUCUUACCUCCGCCUUUACCCUUACCACACGCGACCUCAUAUAUGAACCAGCCGUUUUCGCCUCUCCUCUAAUUUCCCUCGGACGCGUUUUGACAGGCGGGCUUCGCAUGUUCUUUUUUCUCUCUUUUUUUUCCCUCCCGCUAUAAUAUUCAUUUCUUUUCACCUGCAUAAUCACCCGAUAUUUCAACCUAAACUGGACACAUAGGCACAACGCGCGCCUCCGGUGCAUACCCUCACUUUUGCCUCAGCAAUCUUCAAUAACCCAGCACCUGAGUUAAGCCUCGACAGUGCAGCCUAGUGCUAGAGCUUUUCUAUCAACCAACCACAACUUUCUGAGCCAGCUUCCCCCGCAGAGGUCAAUAUGGCUCCUCAAGAUAGCUUCAUCGAUGAUGAGGAGGAUACAUGUCCUCUGUGCAUAGAAGAAUUCGAUCUUUCCGACAGAAAUUUCAGACCCUGUCCUUGCGGAUAUCAGAUUUGUCAGUUCUGUUUCAAUAACCUGAAAAACAACCUUAAUGGACUGUGUCCUGCAUGUCGGCGGCCCUAUGACGAAAAGGACAUAAAGUGGAAGGUUGUUACACAUGAAGAAGAGGCAGAGUUUCGCGCCAAUAUCCAAAAGAACCAGAAGAAGCGAGCAUCGGAACAACGUCAGAAGGAGGUGCAGAAACGCGAGGCCGAAAAGGAAAGUCGCAAGAAUCUCCAGGGCGUCCGUGUCGUACAGAAGAACCUUGUCUAUGUAACGGGUCUUACACCUACCGUGCGGGAAGACGAACUGCUCAAGACACUUCGUAAGCCCGAAUUCUUUGGUCAAUAUGGCAAUAUUCAAAAGAUUUCGAUUAGCAACCGGAAAUCUGCGGACGGCCAACCUCAGUCACUCGGUAUCUAUGUCACGUUCGAGAAGAAGGAAGAUGCUGCUCGUUGUAUACAAGCCGUACACGGUUCGCAAAACGGUGACCGUGUCCUCAAGGCCCAGUUGGGAACGACAAAAUACUGCUCAGCCUGGUUGAGACACGAACAAUGCGGAAAUCGACAGUGUAUGUUUCUACAUGAGCUUGGCGACGAGGAGGACAGCUAUUCUAGACAAGAUCUGUCCUCCCUAAACAGUGUCCAUACUCAACGUCCCUUAGCGAAUGCAGCCUCGUCAUCACGAUCUGCAUCACGCCAGCAAGUGUCUCAUUUGCCCGCAGCUCUCUCGCAGCCCAUGGCCCGCACUGCUAGUAAAGAAGGGUCAGAUGCUGGUGACGGACCUGCCCUGCCGCCUUCAGCAAACUGGGCACGGACCACUCAGCAGCGCAGUCGAAGAGGGAGUCACGCAACAAGCGGAGCAGCUUCGAGUCCUGCUAUCUCGACCUCCUUGCCGGUUACCAGCGAAUCGACACAGGAGGCUGUUGAAACUGCAGUGACCACAGAGCCGCCUCCUUCAACUAGUCGAAAAGCAGAGAAACAGCCAGCAGUCGAUACACCUGCCAAGUCCGAACCCGCUAGCUCUAAGGCUAAUUCUACGACUGCGACUGCGACUGCGGCGGCAGCGGCUACGUCUGAUUCAGAAGAUGACAUGCCUGAUUUUGGUGAACUUUUCAAGGUCCUCGCUCGUACUCGUCCUGAAACGUUUCUCCCACCUAAAAAUAAAGAUGAGUCGUUCCCCCCUUUAUUUGACGUAAAUGGUGGCGCGAAAAGGCGGGCUAUGAGGGAGGAGGAAGAGAACCGCUUAGGUGACCAUGAAGAGCAAGUUGACAACUUGGAGGCCUCAGAGGGCGAGCCCGAGAGCGGUAGCCUUGCGCUCGGUGGGGAACCGGAGGAUAGAGACCAAGGUCGCGACAAUGGUCGUUACGACCAAAGGCGAAAUCCGACACAACCUCCGAUUCAGCGUACAAAUGCCAACGAUCUCUUUGGACCAAGCCUAUCUGGCUACUCUCAGAACCCCGCGGCUAUCGGCUCUAUUGGGGGACGCACGAUAACGCCGCAACAGCAACAGCAACAGCAACAGCAGCUCUUCGUUCGUCCUCAAGGCAGUUUUGCCGACCAAAUGCCGCCUGGCAUCUCCCCGCAGUCCUCGCUCUUCCAGGGCCAGGGGCACAGUCGCCAGCAGUCCAGGUUUAGCUUUGCGAACGAGAACAGUGCCAGCUCGGUCAAUGUGAAGUCGACUGGCGACCCGCGGUACAUGGCUCAGCAGUCAUCUAUGAUGCCAUCCGCAUAUCGCGCGCAGCCAGGCAACCAGCUCUAUUCUUCUAUACCAGGACCCCCACCAGGACUCAAGUCUGCUGGUUCAACGCCUGUAAAUGGCGGCAUGUUCGGCCAGGGGCAUUCGUUUGGUGGGUCGGCAUUUGGCGCGGGAUCGAAGGAUAAUUCUAGUGAAAUUCUCCAGUCUCUCAUCCGUGGUAGGGGCAGCACCCAAAGCCAUGAAGCCACAAAGCGUGAGUACUUCCCUUUCAGUAAUCAAUAUCCACCCUCCACCUCCUCCACCCCUGCUCCUGCUCCGGCUCCGGGCCUUCUGGCAUCGCUCCAAGGUACCCAGCCUGGGGCUUUCCAAGAUUUCGGACCAAAGCAGAAGAAGAAGGGGAAGAAGCACAGACACGCUAACACUUCCUCCUCUGGGGGGAGUGGCUUAGUAGAUCUUGCGGACCCGAGUAUCCUGCAGGCGAGAAUGCAGCACCAGCAACAGGGAACCGGCACCGGAGUCGGACAGGGGCUAUACGGUGGACAAACCCAAGGUGGGUACAAUCCCAGCAUGGUUUAUGGAGGCGGCGUAUACGGCGGCAGGUGGUAGCUGCUUUGUAGCGCAUGAGGAGUAUGGCGGCGCGUUUGUUUUCUUUUUUUGCUUGGCUUCGCCGGGGGUUACGUCGGGGGCGUCUAGGUUUUCGGAAGGGAUCAAAGGAAAUAAUCGGAAUAUUCCACAACAUUGUUUGAGCGAGCAUUGCAGAGAGGCAUGGCCCAGGGCGGGUCUAGGUUGCAUUUGGCGUCCCCAUUGCUCUUGGAAACGACGAGGCUUCGCGGCCAGUGCUUUGCCUUUCAGAUGAUACACACUUCUUUUCUGGCACUAUCCUGUUGUUUGUUCCUCGCAUUAUUCGGUCACAUGGUCACGCCAGGCAAG
Molecule: messenger RNA, 3114 nt
Organism: Daldinia caldariorum
Lineage: Eukaryota; Fungi; Ascomycota; Sordariomycetes; Xylariales; Hypoxylaceae
Exons: 4
Coding region: 388-2790 (800 amino acids)
Biological process (GO): protein ubiquitination
Cellular component (GO): CCR4-NOT complex
Molecular function (GO): ubiquitin-protein transferase activity; RNA binding
Source: RefSeq, a predicted model, not a curated record